AUGGGUAGUUUAUCCGAGAAACGGAUAAAAGUUCGUUAUAGUAUCGUUCAAAAAACAGAAUGGACAGAUGACUCGUCUAAAUUUGGUCAGCGUAUGUUAGAAAAAAUGGGCUGGAAACAAGGCGUUGGCUUGGGUAAAGAAGAAAAUGGCCGGGUUGAACACAUAUCAUUAGCAUUUAAAGACAAUGUAAAAGGCGUGGGUUAUGUGAGAAAUAAAUACGAUGAUACAUGGGUGCAUCAUCAAGAUGGUUUCAAUAAUAUUCUUGAACAAUUAAAGCAAGAACAUUCCCCAACCAUAAAUCUAAAUACAUCUUCAACAGAACAGACGACGAACUUAGUUAAAAAAUUAGAUGCAACAAAAAGGAGAUUCAGUUAUAAGAAGCAAUCUCAUGGUAAAGAUUUGAGUAUGCGCAGUUCAUCGGAUCUCGAUUGUGUGUUUGGUUGGAAUAAAAUAAAACAAAUUAAACAAGAGGAUGAAAGAGCGGUUGCUAAUAAUAUAAUAGAAAAAAAAGAAUUAGAUGAAGAAAACAAAAAUAUUAUUGUUGAGAGUAUUGAUGUUCAGUAUGUGACAAGCAAACAAAGUGUUCAAGAUUAUUUUAAACAAAAAGCAAAACAAUUACUUCUAGCAAGACAACAGAAAGUGCAAGAACAAGAGAAACUAUUAGACGUAAACCGGAAUGAGGAUGAAGAUGAACUAAAAAUGUUUAACGAUGAUGAAUCAGAAAUAAAACAUAAGCGAAAAAAACACAAGAAAAAUCAUGUGGAUGAACAAGUUGAACAAGAAACUGAACUUGUUGAAACAAAACAAGAAACUAAUUAUAUUACAACCGAACAACCAAUAUCAAAAAAGAAGAAAAAACAUAAAAUUGAGCAUUUAACUGAAGAUGCAAUACUAACAGAGUUAAAAGAAGAAGACCGUGAGCAACAACAAGUACAGUUAGAAAUUGAAGAUGAAAUUAAAGCAGAAAAAAAGAAAAAGAAGAAAAAAAGACAUCAUUCAGAAUCACUAGAUAGUGAACAAGCAAACAUUGAACUUUCCACUUCCGUUGAGGAUAAACCACAAUUAACAAUGAUUUUGCCAACAUUCAUAAACAGUUUAGAUUUUUCGUCACUAUUUCCUGGCUCAAAUCUACCUAACGUAGCCGGUUAUGAAGGUUAUCAUGUUGAUAAAUCUUUAGAUGAAGUAAUUCGACUCAAAGCAAAACAGAAACGAAAUAAACAGCGACAGAAACAUAAAUUGCUUACAUCAAAUUCUAAUAUUCCAUAUGGCACAAUAUUGUUUUUCAUUUAUAUUCGUUUCAUUAUUCUCUACAACUUGGAUAUAAAAAAAUCAAGACAAAUGAAACGUGUUUUACAAAGUCAUCCUACGAAUCUCAUUUAUCAACGAUUUCGUUUUCAAUCUACAACAUCAACAGAUGCUGCUUGCAAGAAUAGUCAUCGUAUUAGUUCAUUUAUUCAAUCAAAAUUAAUGACAGCGGAGGAUGUUGCAUAUAAAUUACCAAAACAUUUAACAUUAGGUACAUCAGGAUUUACACCAGCCGGUUAUCCAAAAAUGAUUGUACCUGCUUACGCUAAACGUAUUAUGGAAGCAAAAAAACGUUCGGGAGAUAAUAAUGAAUUUUCUAUAAAUCUUUUUACCGGUGCAAGUGUGGGUGACGAACUAGAUGGUGUUUUAGCAAGAACAGGCACAUUAAAAUUAAGAAUACCCUAUCAAUCGCAUAUAGAUAUUAGAAAAUUAAUUAACAAUGGUAAUUUGAAUUAUAUCGAUAUGCAUUUGUCUCAUGUUGGACGUUAUAUCCGUGAGGGUAUAUUUCCGCCUAUUGACGUGGCCAUAGUUGAAGCAUGUGAUGUAACAUCAGAUGGUAGAAUCUAUUUAACAAAUUCAAGCGGGAUGAGUGGAACAUAUUUGGCUUUAGCAAAAGAUAUUUAUAUUGAACUGAAUGAAGCACACCCGAUGGAAAUGAAAGGACUUCAUGAUAUGUUUCUACCAGAUAGCCUCCAUGGAAGACCGAUUAAUAUUGACCACGUUGACGAUCGAAUUGGAACACCGUACUUCCAGGUGGAUCCGAAACGUAUUAAAGGUAUUGUACGAACAAACGUAUUCGAUUCGGCUAAAGGAUUUAAAAAACCGGAUGAUAUCAGUUUUAAAAUAGCCAAUAAUAUUCUAGAAUUUAUUCUAAAUGAAGUUGAUCACGGACGUAUUCCAAAAGAAUUACUACCAUUUCAAUCUGGCGUGGGAAAUGUGGCUAAUGCUGUUUUAUCUUGUAUAGCUGCUGAUAAGCGUUUCGAACAGAUUGAAAUGUAUACUGAAGUGAUACAAGAUUCAAUAUUUGCUCUACUAGAUGCUGACAAACUCAAAUUUGCUUCAACUACAGCCUUGACAUUUUCACCGCAAGGUCAAAUAAGAUUUUUUAAUGAAAUAAAUGAAUUGAAACAAAAAUUUGUGUUACGCCCGAUGGAAAUAUCGAAUCAUCCAGAAGUCGUACGUCGAAUGGCAUUAAUAACAAUGAAUACAGCUUUAGAAUGUGAUAUUUAUGGUAAUGUAAACUCGACGCAUGUUCUCGGAUCAAGUAUGAUGAACGGAAUUGGAGGCAGUGGGGAUUUUACAAGAAAUGCAUAUAUAUCUGUCUUCAUGGCACCAUCAACAGCCAAAGGUGAAACGAUAUCGGCCUUCGUACCAAUGGUAUCUCAUGUUGAUCAUAAUGAACACAGCGUUCAAGUAAUGGUCAGUGAACAUGGUCUGGCUGAUUUAAGAGCUAAAACGCCCAAACAACGUGCAAAAUUAAUUAUUGAAAAAUGUGCACAUCCGAAAUAUCGUUCACAACUAUUAGACUAUUUUAAUCACGCUCAAAAAGUGUCAUUUGCCCAACAUACACCACAUGAUUUGAAGACAGCUCUGUCAUGGCAUGUCAGACUACAAGAAACUGGCUCCAUGCUGGAAGGAGAUACGACUACUAAAACAGCCACACGGAUAACGAAAAAAGAUACAGAUAGAGCUGCUAAGAAAUUAGAUGAAACAAGUGUUAAAUAA
Didymodactylos carnosus is the source of this 3030-nucleotide messenger RNA. Lineage: Eukaryota; Metazoa; Rotifera; Eurotatoria; Philodinida; Philodinidae. The record is from the annotation of a GenBank genome assembly.